AUGGCAGAAGAAUUAAUAAAAGCCCAUCUCUACUACGAUGAUAUCCACAAAAUAAGGAUUUUAGAAACUGCUGUACUCAAAGAAACUGAAGAUGUGAAAACCACUUGCAAGGAUUAUGAAUCAAAAAUUCAAGACUUCCUAAAAAUCAUCAAUACAAUGUUAGACAUUUUAAAGCAACUUGGUGAUAAUGUAGAAAAACAAAAAAUGGCUGCAAUUGGUGCUAUGAACCUUCUCAAAUCCAUAACAAAAGAUAGAGAUUCCGAACAAGCAAAGUUACAGGCCGAGAUAAAUGACAAGAGUAUAAUAUUGGAGCAACUGGACGGUGAAUAUGAUGCUCUUCAAAUCCUAGAAGCGACGCAAAUGGAAACUAUUGAAUAUUUAACCCAACUUCGGUAA
Molecule: messenger RNA, 396 nt
Organism: Diatraea saccharalis (sugarcane borer)
Lineage: Eukaryota; Metazoa; Arthropoda; Insecta; Lepidoptera; Crambidae
Source: the annotation of a GenBank genome assembly